UAUAAGACGACACCACAUGCCAAGUGAUUCACAAUGGAAAGCUCAGUGACGCCAUUUGAAAUGAAGACAGGAGUAAGAUGAGGCUGCCGGCUACUAUCACCGAUUAUCUUCCUGACUGUGAUGAACUGGACUGGAUCAUGCAACAGACAGCUGUGAGGAGUGAGAAGAUGGGCAUACGCUGGCUGGACCGAUGAAAAGAGCCUUGAAGAUUUGGAUUCCACCGAUGAUUCAUGUCUAAUGUCGCACAACCUCGAAGAUCUACAGGCAAAAGCCAACAAGUUGCCAGAAGAGGCGAGGCAGUGAAGACCGAACUUCUUCCAGGUGAACGUAGAGAAGACAGAGGUGAUGAAGAUACCCAACAACAACAACAACAACAACAAGCACCAAUCACCACCUACGGGAGAAAUCGAAAGGAAGUAGUCUCUUUCACUUGUCUAGGCAGCAUCGUUUCAACUACAGGCGGUGGCACAGAUGAGGACGUCAAAGCCAGGAUCGGAGAAGUAAGACAGGCCUUCAUUAGCCUGAAAUCAGUGUGGAGAUCUACUGCACUCAACACGAAGAAUAAGAUCCGGAUUUUCAACACCAACGUCAAGUCAGUGCUUCCAUGUGAUGGUUGAGAGACUUGGCGCGUUGCGAAAAGCAUU
This is a messenger RNA of Heterobilharzia americana, 644 nucleotides long. Lineage: Eukaryota; Metazoa; Platyhelminthes; Trematoda; Strigeidida; Schistosomatidae. The record is from the annotation of a GenBank genome assembly.